Guillardia theta CCMP2712 is the source of this 1524-nucleotide messenger RNA. RefSeq lists its product as hypothetical. NCBI's taxonomy places the organism in Eukaryota, Cryptophyceae, Pyrenomonadales, Geminigeraceae. The record is from RefSeq and is a predicted model, not a curated record. The coding region runs from base 1 to 1524 and encodes 507 amino acids. Gene Ontology annotation, molecular function: protein kinase activity; ATP binding. The transcript has 26 exons. Gene Ontology annotation, biological process: protein phosphorylation.
AUGGCGAUCUUCAUGCACACUAGAGGAGUGUUGCAGGUGCUUUGCAACACUCCCAACGCACGAGUCAAACUGCUGAAGGAGGCAGCAUCCAAGAUCUUCGGGUAUAAGAAGAAGGAGCCGACAACGGCUGAUUUGCCUAUCCCUCGUCCUCCUAGCGAGGAAGGGAAUGUGCAUCCUUUCGAGCGGUUGCCAUGGUGGUAUCGGCUCUACAUCGUUGCUCGUCGUGCAGUCUACCUUGUCAUCGUGUUCGCACCUUUCACCGCCGUCUCACUUGUUCAGACUUUGAACCCGAAUGAUCCCUGGCUCCGAGAGUAUUGGUUGGAGAUGAUGGUCAAGACUCUCGAAAAGGCCGGAUGCAGCUUCAUGAAAUUUGGGCAGUGGCUGUCAAUGCGUCCGGACUUGUUUCCACCUGAUGUUAUCAGAGCCUUGUCUCGUCUGAGAAAUGACGGCAAGAUGACGAGGAGAGAUGCCCCUUCGCACGAUUUCGAGUACACGAGGAAGGCGAUUGAAGAAUCGUUCGGCAGGACGAUUGAGGAACUUUUCGAUGAGUUCGAUAAAGUUCCUGUUGCAAGCGGCACUAUUGCGCAGGUUCACAAAGGAGUGUUGAAACCCGAGUUUGCACUUGAAGGAGGACAGCGCGAGGUUGCAGUGAAGGUCAGACACCCUCAGGUCGUUCACGAGACAUACUACGACACAAGACUGCUGUUUGACGUUCUAGACUGGGUCGGCAAGACUCUCCUUCAGACUUCCCAGCCUUUUGACAAGGUGGAUCUCACCUGGGAGGCUUACAACCUUCAGCUGUUCAACUGGAACUUCCAGGGAGAGGAGAUCAUCAAAUUCCCUCAAGUUUUUCCUCAUCUUGUCUCUCCGAGCGUCUUGACCGAAACAUGGGUAAACGGAACAAUCGUGCAAGACAUCUUCAGCGAGGUUGGGGACAAGGCAAAGGCAACGUAUCAACGUUUCAGGCAUGACAUGACAGGCUUGUUCUUGAUCUUGCUCAAGGGUUGUUGCUGCAGCGAUGAAGUUCACGCGACCAAGAAGAAGAUGGCACAAGUUGACGAGCAGUCGAUCGCCAUCUUUGACAUGAACAUGAAGAUGUUUCUUCGUGACAACUACAUCCAUGGCGAUCUGCAUGGUGGAAACCUCAUGGCUGCUCAUGACGGCACUCUCGCGGUCUUCGAUGCUGGUCUCACAACCGCUUUGAACGAAGACAUCGCUCAGCCCUUCGGCUACUUCCUCCACUCUAUCUGCACUGGCAGAUCCGACAAGGUUUCUGAGAAGUUAAUCACAUUCAACACGAUCCCGAAGGAGAAGAUUGACACGGAAGCUUUCAACAAUGACCUCAGUGAUGUCAUGAAACAAUAUGUUGGCCACGACUCGAUGCACUCUCCUGAGGGAGUCUUCUUCGUCCAUGUCCUCUUGUCUUCGUCUGAUCUCACCACCCUCAACUUCUUUGAAUUCGUUGUUCUCGCUGAGAACUCUUUCAACUUCAUCCCCUUGUCUCCAGAGCUCCCUGUCUCUUGA